Messenger RNA from Microthlaspi erraticum, 2151 nucleotides. NCBI's taxonomy places the organism in Eukaryota, Viridiplantae, Streptophyta, Magnoliopsida, Brassicales, Brassicaceae. The record is from the annotation of a GenBank genome assembly.
AUGGCUUCUUCUCACGAUGAGAAUGAGGACAUAUUUGAUGAUGAGAUGGCAGGAGAAGAAGCUUCAGAACCGCCUCCUGUGAACAAAAGAAAAAACAGUGGGAAAUCAAGUUCUUCUGUACCACCAAAACCAAGGAAAAGGAUUGCUCAUAGAGCAGAGGUAUGGAAAUUAUUUCUUCAUAACCGUCCUGAUGAUCCGAUGUGCUUUUGCCGUUCCUGUGAUGUAGAGAUAGCUUGUGAUUCAAAAGUGAAUGGAACAAGUGCUAUGAAAAGUCACAUAGCACAUUGCAAGUUGUAUAAGGCUUCUCAAGAGAGUGGUACUCAACAAGUGUUGAGAGCAGACAGUAGUGGUGUAGUAACGGCUCUUAGGUUUGAUAAAGGAAUUUUUAGGAGAUCGGUGAAUGAGAUGAUUGUACUUAAUGAGCUGCCGUUUUCUUUUGUGGAAUCAGAGGGCUUUAGGCGUUUUUGUCACAAUGUUAUUCCUAUGUACACGGUUCAUUGUAGAAAGACAGCUACGGAAGACAUUUUUAAAAUGUUUUUGCAAGAGAAAGCUUCGUUGAAGAAGUUGUUUAGCUGUGAUAAGAAGAGAGUGUCGCUCACAACAGAUAUAUGGGUUGCUCCAACUACCUCCAUUAGUUAUAUGGUUGUGACAUCUCACUGGAUUGACGUAAACUGGGAUUUGCAGAAAAGGAUCCUCAGCUUUAAGCCUAUCACAGAUCAUAAAGGAGAUACAAUUUCUGCACAUCUCAUAUCUUGCUUAGAAGAAUGGGGAAUUGAGAAAGUCUUCACAGUCACAGUUGAUAAUGCUAAGGGAAAUGACAAGGCGCUGAAGGUAUUCACGGAUUGUUUAAGGCUGAAGGGAGAUAAAGCUUUAGUUAAAGAUGGUGCAUAUUUGCAUAUGCGUUGCUGUGCUCACAUCUUAAACUUGAUUGUCAGAGAUGGUUUAGCACAUGUGAGACAGAGUAUAAUAGCUAUACGCAAUGGAGUGAAGUAUGUGAGGUCAUCACCUGAUAGAUUGAAAACCUUUGAAAUAAGGUUAGAUGCAGGAAAGGUUUCUCGAGACAGCUUGUCCAUGGAUUGCAUCACACGCUGGAACUCUACAUAUCUUAUGUUGACAGCUGCAAUCAAGCUAAGAGUUGGUUUUGAGAACAUGAGGGCAAAUGAAAUUCCUUAUAAUAAAUACUUUGAAGAAGAGGAAGAGAAUGGAGAGGAACGGGUUGGACCACCAACUGAAUCUAGUUGGGAUGAAGUGGAGAGGUUUGUGAAGUUCCUGAGAAUCUUUUUCAAUUCUACUUUGCGGUUUUCAGCAUCUAAGACAGUAACUUCUACCAUAUGUUACGAAGAGGUUGUCAACAUUGAAAGAAAUCUGAUCCUUUUAAGUAACAACAAAGAUGUACAAGUAAGGCAGGAAGCAACGACUAUGAGACUGAAGUUUGAGAAGUAUUGGGAUGGUCUUAUAAAUAUGAAUCCACUAGUUAUUAUUGCUUGUGUUUUUGAUCCAAGGAACAAAAUGAGGUUUGCUACACGCUGCUUUGACAGCCUUUAUGGUAAAGAUAGUUUUGAAAGUAAACUUCUUAAAACCUCUAUUAAGAAGGUUAUGCGUGAUCUGUAUGAGGAGUAUGUAUUGGAAAACAAACAUCUUCACGGUGAAGAAGCUGUUGUAAAUGGAAGUGAGAAUGCUGAAGAGCCAAGUGUUGCUUUUGAUUUAUCAGAUGAUGAGUAUGAGAGGAUGGAUUCCUUGUAUUCUGAUAUGGAUGAUGAGGAUGACAAUGAGGAAGUAAGCAGUGAGUUAGACAUAUAUUUGAUGGAAAAACAGGAGCCUCGAGAUAAAAAAAACAGUUUAGGAUUGAAUUAUAAUGUUUUAUCAUGGUGGAAGCGUAACAGUGCUAAGUAUCUUAUCUUAUCGGAGCUAGCUAAGGACGUCCUUGCUAUUCAAGUUUCUUCUGUGGCUUCUGAAUCAGCAUUUAGCACUAGUGGUAGAAUAUUGGAUCCUUACAGAAGUUGUUUGUCACCUCACAUGGUUGAAUCUUUGAUAUGUUCACAACAAUGGCUGCGAAAUUCCAUACAUUCUGAGGCAAAACUUGCUUCCUUAGCGCAAAUGCUUGAAGAACUUGAUUUCCAUGAAUCAUUAGAGAAAGCAACAGAGACGUAG